Molecule: messenger RNA, 4419 nt
Organism: Spodoptera frugiperda (fall armyworm)
Lineage: Eukaryota; Metazoa; Arthropoda; Insecta; Lepidoptera; Noctuidae
Product: G-protein coupled receptor moody-like
Exons: 3
Coding region: 10-1260 (416 amino acids)
Biological process (GO): G protein-coupled receptor signaling pathway
Cellular component (GO): membrane
Molecular function (GO): G protein-coupled receptor activity
Source: RefSeq, a predicted model, not a curated record
UUGUUGAAAAUGGGUGAAUCUUCUAUGUGGGGUGUUGAGAAUGCGAGUGGGAUACCUGGACUGCACUCGUACGAGUCUGAUGCGGCGCUGGCCGCUGUGGAGUUGUUCACGGGCUACGACCAGCCUUUACUGCGCUUCGCCUACAUCAGCUGCAUGGUCUUCAUGCUCAUCGGCAUCCCUGGGAACCUCAUCACCAUCAUUGCACUGGCAAGAUGCAAGAAGGUCCGCAAUGCGACAGCCUUCUUCAUCAUCAACUUGUCCUGCUCCGACCUGCUGUUCUGCUGCUUCAUCCUGCCACUAGCUGCCUCCACAUUCUACAACAGAUCCUGGGCUCAUGGCAAGAUCCUGUGCUACAUGUUCCCGUUCGCCAGAUACGCACUGGUGGCAGUCUCACUGUUCACCGUCUUGGCCAUCACGAUCAACAGAUACGUGAUGAUCUCCCAUCCCCGGCUCUAUCCCAAAUUGUACACAACCAGAAACAUCUGCUUCAUAACGGCAGGCAUUUGGAUCUUCUCAUUCAGUGCGUUGUUACCCACGUGCUUCGAGGUUUGGGGCGAGUUCAGCUUGGACCCCAUCACUGGUUCCUGUACCAUCGUCCCUGAUGACAACCAACAUUCACCUAAGAAAUUCCUUUUCAUCAUCGCUUUCAUCUUUCCGAGUCUGGCAAUCAUUUUGUGCUAUGCCAGAAUAUUGUGGAUUGUUAGAAAAACCGCAAAAAAGUCACGGAACCCUUCUACGCAAAUGAAGUCUUUAAGCAUGAGUACCACGACAAUAGCAACUAGAUCUAUAGAUUUGGACAAACGCCCACCCAGGUACACAGUGCCCUCGUUUCCCAUGAACUGCUUCAUACACACCGCGGCUGAAUUAUCGAGCGAUAGUUCCACACCAUCGGAUACAGAGAGACAGUCUGUGGCACCGCAGGACAAUACGCCACAAUUUGGACAUGAUAAUAAAAACUUCCGUAGAAGCUUUAUAGCUACGAUGAGAUGGACCACAAUACCUGCGAAGCCACGUCUUCCGACAAAGAAAGACAAGAAGUUACUGACUAUGAUAGUAGCUAUCAUGGUCUCAUUUUGCGUCUGUCACUUACCCAUCACCCUUAUGAAGACAAUAUUCUUUGAGACGACGACACACUCAGUAGCAAACGUGUUCGGGUAUGUACUCAUUUAUUUCACGACAUGUGCGAACCCCGUCAUUUACGUUGUCAUGUCCAAUGAAUACAGACAAGCAUACAAAAGUGUAUUUAAAUGUAAACGAUGAGAUUGUUUUCUUUUUUUAUUCGUGUAAAUACUCAAUAGUGUUAUAUCUAAGUGCGAUAUUAACGAAAAUUGAAUGCUGUUCGACAGUGAUAAAGUCCUUAAUCGAACGGUUUAGAUUUGAGAUAAAGAUUGUCAUAGCAGUUUACUCGUACCAACUUGGAUCUCGUGAUAUUUGGGUAUCUCUCUUAUAAAAAGUACCUAAUUGAAAAUAUUCUAAUCACCAUAACCAUAAUUUAUUACAUUCCGAUUUAAAUCAACAUAUUAUGUAGCUAACGUUGCCAUAUGAAUAACUUUCAGCUGUCUAAGUCAAUACGAGUCGAUUCUAUUUGUCUAAUACAUGUAAAUAUUUAUGAACUAAGCUUUAGCAAUAAUUUGUAGCGAAAACCUUUACUUAAGAUAAUUAGAAAGCAAUGGAAAUUAGUCAGAUAUGUCGUAUGUAUACUAUUAGAUCGAAAACAUCAUAAGAACUUGGAAAUAGGUAAACGAACAUUUUCACUACUAUCUACUAGUAAAAAAGUAUACUACAUCAGUGUUUUGACUUCAAAGAGUUAAUCGUUAUUUAAUCGAAUAAUAAAUUAUUCAACAGUAUUUAAUGUUAAAAGAAUUAAUCAAUCAAAAUGCUUAUUGAAACGUAUACCAAAAAAAUAAAAAUGAACUGAAGCUUGUUACCUCCAUUUACCUACGAAUAGUUUAUACAAUUCUACGAUAAUACAACUUAAAUAAUAUUGACAUACGAAUAUACCAUUAAGGAUAAUGUCUAAGGUAUUAUGAUAAACGUAGACAUUUUUUAUAUGAAGAAAACAAAAUAAAAGAGUUCUUGGGUGGAAUUAAUAAAAAAAAUCGGAGACCUCUUAAUUAAAGUUGACUAUUGUUUGCCUCGGCCAUAAUGACGUGUUCGUACAGUAAUCGCGGUCAAAAUUCUACGUAAUGAUCAUAGAAAAUAUACCUUUUAUUUUGCAACUCUACUCCCAAGGAAUAGAGUUGAAAAUGGGUUAUAUGAGUAAGGGUCUGAUGGGUACAAUACUUCCUUAAGCUGCGGUUGACGUAUGAACGCGAAUUGUUGUUUGCCGAAGCAAAUAAUAGUCACCUGUACGUUGUUUGUUUUAUGAUAUUUGAUUUAAUGAUUCAAUUACAGAAUUGCUUACCUUUUUAUUCGAAUGAGUAUGAAACUUACAGAAUAUUAUAUUACUUUUUAUUACCGUGUCUAGUAAUAGUAAUCAGUUUAUAUCAAUUGUCAUAAAAUGAACAGUAAAAGGUGUUUCGUACUAGCGUACAAUAUCAACGUGUGAUAUUAAUGUAAAUAAGGAGGAUGUCAAAGACAUAGCUAAUUAAAGUUUCGGUAACGGUUAAUAUUGAAUCGAAGACGGUGCUGUUUCAUUCGAUUGAAAUUGAAUAUAACAGAAAUGGAAGCAAGUUUCUCGUGAGAAUAUUAUUGUAAUUAAAUCUUAGAUUAAAUACAGAUACGUUAUUUUUCAAUUUUGAGAAUAAAUUCUCUCUAAAAUGGCAGCCUUUUGCUUCGAACUCGUUCUUAGUUAAGUCAUAAAAUUAAUAUAGAUUGUAAACUAUUGUAAAACAUCGCUUUGAUUCAACAAAAUAUGUAAAGACGACCAUUCCAAAUGAUUGUCGGUUUUUGACAAAAUAUUAAAAUGUUACUAGAGUCUAGAGUUAAAUGUUUUGUAUGAUAGAUUAUAUGAAAUAAUUAUAACACAUAAGUCUUAACCGAAGAUUACCCAAAGAUGUUAUACCUAAUUGUAUAUAGGAAAGUUUAUUUAGUCAAUAGACGAUUUGUACUGUAUUUAUAUGUAAUAAGAUAGCAUUUAGAAUAAACGAUUUUCUUUGAACAGAAUCUGGAAAUCGAUUGAGCUGAUUUUCAGUGUAAAAGUUGGAACGUGUUUUGUUUACAUUAUAAUCUUUGGUAGCGAACGAAUGUAGGAUAAAUAAGUUGUAAAGUUUGACAUGGGUCUGAUAGAAUAAAUUUUGUUAUAAUUUUGAAUAAGUACCACUGAAUAUGUAAUACUUUAUCUCCUUGAAACAACAUGAAAGCUUUUCAACAGUUAAAGAACAUUGUGGAAUGUUCUAAAGUACUGAAACGAUAUCAAAUGGUUGACUGAAUUUGUGCGAAAACUGUCACACUUAGUCUUUAUUUAGUGCUUCAGACGAUCCUUUAACAAGAGCCCGCGUUUCAAGUUACCUUAAUUAAAGCAAUUAUUGGGAUUUUCGAAUUCGAAUUUCUCAAAAGUCUGGAAUGUUUUAGUGAUAGUUUAAAGUGAUGUUUUUAAUGAUUGCAGACGAUAUUCAGAUUACUGUAAACUAAACAAUGUGGUAAUCUAAAUUAACUUAAAUCUAAAUUAAAUUAAGUCUAUAUAGGGUACUGUUAAUUAUUGAAGGUUAUUUAAACACACAAAACAACAAAAUUUCAUUAGCACGCGCGCGUAAAGUUCCAAAAUACCUAACGCGCGGGCGCCUCGCUGCUAACAGCUGAUCAUGCGAAAACACGAGCGCUAAUUUUGUUGUAUUGUUAUUGUGAUAAAAAUAAAACGAUACAUCCUACACUAAUGACCAGUCACCCUAUAUAAUCUUUUCAGUCAACCAUAGGUCACAGAAAUAUUGUUUUAUACCACUAUACAUUUCAGAAUUGAUAAUUCAGGACUUAUUUGAAAUCGAAGUUGAAAUCUUUCACUACCAGUUAGCUUUAUUUUUGUGUACAUCCUAAGCUAAAUUAAAUAAGAAUGAAUCCAAAUAGACUUAUUAUGAUUAUUAUUUAUUUUAGUUAUUCUUGGGUUUAGUUGUGACCAUAUUAUUGCCAAGCAGAUAAUGCAGAUGAUAUUUUUAUCUCUUCAAUUAUAUAUUAGACACAAAUAAAAAAUAUACAUUAUCUCGCUUAUAUUAUCCAUAUUGCGGCAAAAUUCAAACUAAAAUAUACCUAAUUGCUUUCUAUUACGUCACAGAUUACCUAACAGUUUUUAAAUGCAAUAAUAUUGUCACAGAUUGUAUUGUAUAGAAAUUAAUGUUAUGUUUAAAUACUCUUUUGUAUAAUGUGUGAAGACGAAUGGAACACCAAGACGUAGGUACCAAAGAACCAACUCCAGGGGCCACACCCUUAAGCCAUUGUACUUACCAAAGAUAUAAAUAAAAAUAAAUUAUAAAAUAUUACACUAUA